AUGGGUGGUAAAGGAUCGUUAAGGGCAUUGAAGGAAAAGAAUCAACAGGAUAAUGCGCCGACAACAACAAACGCCCAGCUAUUGAGAAUGAAACGGUCUAUGCCUAACAUCGGCGGAAGGGCUACCCCCGGCUCUCCGAAAAAUAACACAGUCAGAUCACCGAGUAGGAAUAGUGGUGGCAGACCAGCGAGUAGGAAUAGUGUAGGACGUCCACCAAGCAGUACCGGAGGUCGGCCACCAUCAAGCACAGGGGGGCGGUCCACUGCCACUGGAAGGAACGAUGUUGGAAGAUCGAAGACGCCUGGUGAAAGGAAACCUGCUCCUUUCUUGCCUGCCGGAAGCACCGUGCGGCAAAGCCAUCAUAUCUCGGCGAAAAUAUCUCAACAAACCUUGGAGUAUAAGGAAAAGAUUGCAGCCGAAAGACGUACCAAUAGCCGCCAUCAACAACGAACCCCACAUCACUCCCCUUCCUCAUCCAUAGCAUCGUCCAAGACAAAAAGAGGCACUCCAACAAUCGCCCCAGAACCGCUGCGAAGACAAGCGGCUGCAAUUGAAACUCUAAGGCAGCCCACACGAAAACGAAAUUUCGGCGAUGGAACGGAAUUGGAGACUUUCGAUGACCUACCAACUAGCGCAAAGGCAGAAAACCGAUUUGUAGUGACGCCUGUUGGCCGAGGGGCACCCAAAGCGACAAAGUCACAAAGCGUGCCAAUCACCCGUGCAUCCGGAAAAGACGCAGGUAAAGAUGGGGAGAGCCCAGCAAAAAGGAUUGACCUAUCGAGGGAUCUCUCGAGCCGUUUUGCUGAGGUCCCAAGAUUUGCCAGGGAUACAAGUGCAUCACGAAACGCCAGAGAGCAAAGGAUGGGGAUUACAAAUACCGGCGCCGGCCACACGGGAACAAACCAAUGGAAGCAACAAGUGGCCGCUCGUGGAAAUGCAAGCCCGAAAAACCGUCGAAAGCCGCAGCUGAAACCACAACUCAUCAAACCCAUGGGAAGUAUCAGCAACCCACCUAAAGCAGCCGCAGCGGUUAAUGGCAUGACAUAUAAUUCUAAGACCUUCAAAUGGGAGGGAAACGAAAACGAAGUCAAAGGAUUCGAAACCGAAAAGAUCCCUACGCCCCCACGACCAGCCUUAAUCAGUAACGUCAACCACAGCGGCUCAAAACUAGGAAUUCAAGUGGUUGGAGGGAUGGUGUUCGAUCCUGCGAGUAUGUCUUGGCUCAAGGUGGAUGAAGACCCUGACGAAGAGAAUGACGAUCCUUUCGAAGGAUUUGAUGAUCUGAUGGACCAUGACAUGACAAGUAACGGGUUCAGUGGUGAUGGAGGUGACUCUGCGAUUGGUCCGAUAUUUGGUGGAGGCAGUGCUGGAGGUGGUAGCAGAAGCGGAACGAGGUUGAGUGGCGGUUAUGGCGAAUUCGUUGUUGGGGAAGAGUUCGACGUUGGUCCAGAGUUCGUCCGAAGACAACGUGAAGAGGAGGAUAGAUGGCGCAAGAGGGUUGAUGGGUGGAUCUCAACUGGCGAAGCCACCAAGAUGGAAAACAAAUGGGCCAUCAGAGACUUAUUGGAGAGGUAG
This is a messenger RNA of Morchella importuna, 1575 nucleotides long. RefSeq lists its product as uncharacterized. Gene Ontology annotation, biological process: mitotic spindle orientation checkpoint signaling; regulation of Ras protein signal transduction. Gene Ontology annotation, molecular function: GTPase activator activity. The record is from RefSeq and is a predicted model, not a curated record. NCBI's taxonomy places the organism in Eukaryota, Fungi, Ascomycota, Pezizomycetes, Pezizales, Morchellaceae. The coding region runs from base 1 to 1575 and encodes 524 amino acids. Gene Ontology annotation, cellular component: mitotic spindle pole body; SIN/MEN two-component GAP complex. The transcript has 3 exons.